GAGAAAGAGAGAGCAAAGUCAGAAUCCAAAAGACAGGGAGAAAAAGUAUUCAAAGGAAAACAUUCCAAAAUGGAUGGGACGAAGCCAGUCAUGGAGUCUACCACAGAGGAAAACCAAGAGGAGAGGGAAGAAAGCAAAGGUUGCUUCGAAUGCUGCAUCAAGUGUCUGGGCGGCGUGCCCUACGCCUCGCUGGUGGCCACCAUCCUCUGUUUCUCGGGCGUGGCUCUGUUCUGCGGGUGUGGUCACGUGGCGCUGACCGGCACACUGACCAUGCUGGAGAAUCACUUCUCUCAGAUCACCACUGACCACGCCACCCUCACCAUUGUGAUCCAGACCAUGCAGUACGUCAUCUACGGCAUCGCCUCCUUCUUCUUUGUUUAUGGGAUCAUCCUGCUGGCUGAGGGCUUCUACACCACCAGCGCCGUCAAGAAGGAGCUGCAGAGCCAGUUCAAGACCACCGUAUGUGGCCGCUGCAUCACAGCUACGUUUGUGUUCCUUACGUAUAUCCUGGGCCUGGCCUUCCUGGGGAUCUUUGGCUUCUCAGCCAUUCCCGUCUUCCUCUUCUACAACAUGUGGACUACCUGUGCUGCCAUGAAGUCCCCCAUGGCCAACAUCACCGAUCCCGACUCCAUCUGUGUGGACGUCAGGCAGUACGGUAUUAUUCCAUGGAAUGCGACACCCGGCAAAGCCUGCGGAUCUACACUAGGAGACAUCUGUAGCACCAGCGAGUUCUACCUGUCUUUCCACCUGUACAUUGUUGCGUGUGCUGGGGCAGGCACCACCCUCAUUGCAUUGAUCCACUAUCUGAUGAUCCUGUCGGCAAACUGGGCCUACCUGAGGAGCUCCUGCAACCAGAACGAGUACCAGGACAUCAAGACAAAGGACGACGACGUGGAGGAAGGUGGCUCCAAGGAGGGUCUCAACUCCUCUUACUCAUAAGAACCGGCCAACCACCCCUUCACACACUUCCUCACACCUAACCUCCAACCCCCCUCUGGGUAAAACCAACACCUGGGUCUCCUUCACUAUGGGCGGUGUUCUGACUUGAGAUAUGUUCACUCAACUCAAAUUUUCACACGUUUGCUACGUUUACACAGGGAGCACAAUUCUGUUAUUUUUUCCCACUAAUUGGUCCUAUGACCAAUCAUAUCUUUUCACAUCAACUCUUUUUCGGAGCUUAUCUGAUUGGUCAAAAGACCAAUUAGUGAACAAAAUAUCAGAAUUGGACUGCCUGUGUAAAUGAAAUGCAGCCCAUGUCUUCCAUUAACAUCAAUGGACAAUUUAAGCUAAGGUCUGAGUUGAGCACACUUUUCUCAAAUCUGAAUCAUGUCCUUUGUCCAAACAGGAGCAAACGUUUUCAAACGGAACAGGUAUAUGAGAAGUUCCUAUUGGAUGAGCUCAGGUUAGGUGGUACCUCUUCCUGUUUGCUCUCGAUUGGACCGUUACUGAGAGCAACCCUGCUGCCAUAGCCUAACUGCUCUGAGCCAAUCACAGCACAGCACUAACACAGCGAAUAACCGCCUAACAAUAAGGUCACUGUCUGCACAACUCCUGAGGAAGCGUGCCACAAAAUGUCCUGUUUCUUUGGUGUUUUAUAUAUAUGAAUAUAUUGUGCGAGUGUGUAUGUAUGAAUGUUUUUUUUUUUAUACUACUUCAAAAAAUGACAGGUUUACUAUUAUAUUUAUCUGAUCUUCUCUUAUUUCUGGUAUUUUUCUCCUUUGGUUAUCUUAUCCCUGUGCAAACGUUUUACCUGAUUUAGUUUUUUGCUUUUUUUAUGGUAAUGCUUGUAUCAAAAAUAUAAAGAAGUAAAGUAGACUUCCAAAACCCAUGUAAACAUUACAUACACAGCAUCUCAGGGUGCCUCUCAUAGAAUAUAGUCCUACUAUUACGUUAACUUUCCCAAUCCUUUGUUGACAUCCAGCAAUUUCUGUUAAGUAAUUCUUCAUUUUGGCCUGAGGAGAAAAACGUGUGCUGUACCCUAACCGGAUUGGACACAUUCACUAAUGUGACUGUUGGCCCAAAGCAGCAGUUCUGUCAGCAGCUGUCUGCAGUGUUAACGCAUUACCUUGACCCGCAAGGGAAACAUCUAGCCUGGUCCCAGAUCUGAUUGUGCUGUCUUGCCAACUCCUAU
Molecule: messenger RNA, 2131 nt
Organism: Oncorhynchus nerka (sockeye salmon)
Lineage: Eukaryota; Metazoa; Chordata; Actinopteri; Salmoniformes; Salmonidae
Product: neuronal membrane glycoprotein M6-b-like
Exons: 7
Coding region: 70-939 (289 amino acids)
Biological process (GO): neuron projection development
Cellular component (GO): plasma membrane
Source: RefSeq, a predicted model, not a curated record